AUGGAUAAUGAUUUGGCACAAAUCCCAAUAAAAACAAAAUAUGGAAUUUUAAUUUGCCAGCCUUUGGAGCAGUUUAAAGGACUUGAAGUAAAAUUUAAAUUAAACAAUAAAAAUAUUUGUGAUGUUGCCGACGAAUUUGGGGAAAAUAUUUUGGAAAAAAUUGAAAUAGAAAAAGGAAAAAAUAAAAAAGGAUGCUCUCCUAAUUUAAUAAAAAUUAAUUUGAAAGAAAAAUUGAAAAAAUAUUUUAAUACAGAAAAGACUAAUUUAAACGAUUUUUUAAUUAAAAAUAGAGAAAGGAUGAUUAAUGAAUUGGAGGGAAGUUGUGGAGAAAAUAUUUUAAAAAUUAAUGCCGAAAAUUGGUUAUUUUUGGGGGGAACGGGUAAAAAUGAAUCUACGGUUAAUUGUCGAGGGGGUAUUGUUAAUGAAUUGAAUUUGAAGAUUGAAGAAGCGAUUGAACGUCUUGUGAAGAAAAUACCUGAAGAUGGCCAACUUAGGCAAGAAUAUGCAUCAAUUCGUGCUCAUUAUCUAAUGAACAAAAUGGGGCUUAAAUUAUACUCUAAACUAGUCAAAAUAAUCGGGGGAAAUGAGAAGGAUUUGGUUAAAUUAUUCGAAAAAUUAGAGGCUCCUUUUGAUAUAGAGUUAAUCGAAAAUUCUUUAUAUGCAAAAACAAUAGUUGAAGAAAUGUUUGAUUUAAUGUCUGGGAACGGGGAAGAAUUGGAAAACUUGAAGGAAGCAAUUCAAAAUCCAAAUGUUGAAUUGCCUGAAGAAAUGGUUGAUGAGAGAAAAUGGAUAAAGUCUUUGACUGAACGUGUAUUAGUUAAUAGAGAAAGUCCAAAAAGUUCAAGUAAAUCACCUAAGGUACUUCACUAUUAG
Messenger RNA from Meloidogyne enterolobii, 873 nucleotides. Lineage: Eukaryota; Metazoa; Nematoda; Chromadorea; Rhabditida; Meloidogynidae. The record is from the annotation of a GenBank genome assembly.